ACAGAUCUUUAAAGAGGAGAGAGGACUGUACCAGGACAAGGUGUUCUGCUUCAUCCAUCUGAGUGUUCAGGAGUUUCUGGCUGCUCUUCAUGUCCAUCUGACCUUCAUCAACUCUGGACUCAAUCUGUUGAAUCUAGAAACACCGCAGGUAUUUAAACCCCCCCAAACAAAAUUCAUACUAAAUUUCUUCUACCAGAGUGCUGUGAACAAGGCCUUACAGAGUCCAAAUGGACACCUAGACUUGUUCCUCCGCUUCCUCCUGGGCCUUUCAUUGCAGACCAAUCAGACUCUCCUACGAGGUCUGCUGACACAGACAGAAAGGAGCUCACAGACCAAACAGGAAACAGUCCAGUAUAUCAAGGCAAGGCUCCAUGAAAAUCUGUCUGCAGAGAAAAGCAUCAAUCUGCUCCACUGUCUGAACGAACUGAACGAUCAUUCUCUACUGGAGGAGAUCCAGCAGGGCAGGAGUUCAGGAAGUCUGUCCACAGGUAAAUUGUCUCCUGCUCAGUGCUCAGCUCUGACCUUCAUCUUACUGUCAUCAGAAGAUCUGAAUGAGUUUGACUUCAAGAAAUAUUCUGCUUCAGAGGAGGCUCUUCUGAGAAUGCUGCCAGUGGUCAAAACCUCUAAAAAAGCUCUGCUGAGCAACUGUAACCUGUCAGAAAAAGGCAUUGAAAUUCUGUUGCCAGUGGUCAGCUCCCAGUCCUGUAGUCUGAGAGAGCUUGACCUGAGUACCAACAGCCUGAAGGCUUCAGCAGUAAAGCUUCUGUCUGCUGCAGUGGAGAGUCCACACACCAAACUGAAUAUUCUGAGACUUAACAUCUGUGAACUCUCAGAGGAAAACUGUGAAGCUCUGUCCUCAGUUCUCAGCUCACAGUCAUUGAGACUGACAGAGCUGGACCUAAGUAUCAAAAACCUGCGGGAUUCAGGAGUGAGGCUUCUGUCUGCUGGACUACAAAGUUUAAACUGUAAACUGAUUACUCUGAGACUGAAUGGAUGUAACGUCUCAGAGAGAAGCUGUGAAGAUCUGUCCUCAGUUCUCAGUUCCCAGUUCUCUAGUCUGAGAGAGCUUGACCUGAGUAACUGUGACCUGCAGGAUUCGGGAGUAAAGCUUCUGUCUGCUAGACUAAAGAAUUCACAGUGUGCAGUGGAAACUCUCAGUUUGCAUUUUGUUCUUGUGUCUUUGAGCUCAUCUCUUCUCUUUCCCCUCACCCUGCAACCAGUCAUGGUAGACGCUCCUCCUGGAGCCUGCAUUCACAGGGAGGAUCUUUGUGUCAAAGUCUGUCAGGCUGUCUGAUUACAGAGGAAGGCUGUACUUCUCUUGCUUCAGCUCUGAGC
Molecule: messenger RNA, 1335 nt
Organism: Oreochromis niloticus (Nile tilapia)
Lineage: Eukaryota; Metazoa; Chordata; Actinopteri; Cichliformes; Cichlidae
Product: NACHT, LRR and PYD domains-containing protein 12-like
Exons: 6
Coding region: 602-1294 (230 amino acids)
Molecular function (GO): protein binding
Source: RefSeq, a predicted model, not a curated record